Lagopus muta (rock ptarmigan) is the source of this 1177-nucleotide messenger RNA. RefSeq lists its product as uncharacterized. NCBI's taxonomy places the organism in Eukaryota, Metazoa, Chordata, Aves, Galliformes, Phasianidae. Bases 130 to 831 code for a protein of 233 amino acids. The record is from RefSeq and is a predicted model, not a curated record. The transcript has 2 exons.
CGUGAGGCGCAAGAAGAGGCGCUGGAUGCUAAGGUGGAAAGCGGAGCUUGUGUGUGCCAGGAGGCAGGCGUGGUGAGGUGCGCUUUGGAGCGUGCUGUUGUUGGCGCUGGGCUCGGGAGGCCCCUGAACAUGGCGCUGUGUGCUGCGUGUGCCAGCCCCAAGAGAUUCCCGUGUGGAAGAAGGGAGAGGAUGAAGGAGGCCGAGGGCCCUUUUCUCGGGGCCGGCUCCUGUGUGGCCUCUUGCUUGCCGGAGAGAAGGGCUGCCCGCUGGGCACAGGGGGUGCCUUCUAGCUGCCGUCCCGUGCCCUGUCCUGCAGCCCCCUCCUCAUGCUAUGUGGAACGCCAUGGCCAGCAGUGCGGCUGCCAUUUUAGAACCUUCGCCGCAUCACAGCCGUCACCUUGGUCACCGCUGCCCCGGCCAACGCACUCGCCUCUGAGAGCUCUGGCAGCCAUGUCAGGAGCAAAGAGAGCGAGGGGCGAAGCUUGCCCAAUUUCCAAUAGGAAGGGAGAGCUGGGGGCCCCAGAAGCGAAGAGGAGGAGGGGGGCCGCCUUGAAGAUCAAGCGGAGGAGGAAGGAAAAGAGAGUGCGUUUCCAUCGCGCCUGGACCAGCGCUGUGACCACCUCCGUGGAGCCCAUGGAGGUGGAUCCACCUCCGGAUGAGCCCAUGGAGGUGGAUCCACCUCCGGAUGAGCCCAUGGAGGUGGAUCCGCCUGCGGCACAGCUGGCCUGGCACCACACCACCGUGCCAGGCCCCGCAUCGGCGCCGUCCCACCGCCGCUGGUCCAGGCGCUCGGCUCCCUACCCGCUGCGCGGCCCCCGCCCCCAGCAUUAGCUGGGUGGCAUUAGUUUCCAUCAGCUCCUCCUCUGGAGCCAAUUCUGCGGGCCCCCAGCUCCAUCUUCACCCUGUUAUGUCCCCGUCCCUGUUUUUCUUGUUGAUUUUAGUGUUAAGAUUAGUGUUAGUGUUAGGAGUAGGUUAUUGUUCAUGUUUUAGAGUUAGGCAUAGGUUACUCGUAGUCUUUUAGUGUUAGGCAUAGGUUCCUGUUCUUGAGUUAGGCAUAGGUUAGUUGUAGUCUUUUAGUGUUAGGCAUAGGUUCCUGUUCUUCUGUUUGAGUUAGGCAUAGGUUAGUUGUAGUCUUUUAGUGUUAGGCAUAGGUUCCUGUUCAUACUUGACAGUUAGG